Staurois parvus is the source of this 483-nucleotide messenger RNA. The record is from the annotation of a GenBank genome assembly. Lineage: Eukaryota; Metazoa; Chordata; Amphibia; Anura; Ranidae.
AUGUGCCACUUUCAGGUCUCCUCACACUGCUGGUGUGUUGAAUUUUUUGACAUAGGGUGCUGGCAGAUUACGGGCCUCCCAUAGCUGCUGCCAGGCCCCUAAUCUGCCAUGGGCCCCUAUACCCGCCUCCUCAUGCUGCUCCAGGUCCAGAGUCUCUCAUGGGUCCCUGUACGGCCUCCCAUUGCUGCUGUCUCCAUCGCCACACUCUGCCAUGUGCCACUUUCAGGUCUCCUCACACUCCUGCUGGUUUCCAUUUUGUCAUAGGUUGCUGUAUGGUCUCCCAUUGCUGCUGCCUCCACCGCCACACUGUGGCUCCAAACACUGGUUUUUUUGGCCCCGUGACUGGCCAAAUGAGUGAAGUGUGCGGUGAUUCUAAGAUCGACGGAUCAUCUGCAUGUCAUACUGACUGACAGUAUUAUUUCUCUUCCCCAGCAGACUCCAAUGGCAUUUAAAUUAAAGGUACAGUGUUCUGCACUAAUAUUA